AUGGAAAAACAAAUUGUGGUUAAAACUGAAGUUCAGCCAAAUGGAGAUAUACUGUUAUUUUAUGUUGAUGAACAUGAAGAUUUGAAUGCUGGUAUAUUAGAUAACACAGAUGAAAAUAGUAUACAGGGUUUGUCAGACAAGUAUAUUGUGGAAGAAGAUCUUGGAGAAGGAGAUUCUGCUGAAGAACUUGAUAUUGCCCAAGCUUCAGAGGAAGUUGCCAAUGAAGUAUGGGAAGAUGAAGAAAUCAGACGUCUCAUCAUUUUUUAUCUUGAUAAUAAAGAAACAUUUCUCGGUGGAACAACAAAAAAAGUACAUUUGUGGGCAGUUGCAUGUAAGACUAUGUUGGCUGGAAAACAACCUUUGUCAUGUGAAGUGAAACUUAGAAAUUUAAAGAGAAGAUAUGCUCAGUUACGAGUUGACAACCAGACAGGUACCUUUAUCAACUGGCCAAUGUAUGAUUUGUGUCACCAAGCAUUUCAUGACGAUACAUUUGUUCAAAUGUGUCUAAACGAGCCCACUCAAGAAUCUGUUACAAUGAGUAUGCCUGUACAGAAUGUUGUUAAUAAGGAUGGAGUAUUAGUUGUAAAAAAGGUUAAUACAAAUCAAAACAAAGAUGAAAAGGUUGAAUCUAUGUUAAAUUUGUAUAUAAAACAUAAAAUUUUUUUUCAAAAACAUAAUACACAAAAAGGUCUCUGGGAAGCCAUUGCUAUGGAUUUGGGAGAGGCAGACGUUGACUACUGGCAUAAGCGUUUCUUAAAUUUUAAACAGCAUUAUAUUAGAAUGGUCUAUAAAAGAAAAGAAAGUGGGGCUGAAAAUGUCAAUUGGCCAUAUAUGAAAUAUUUUGAUAAAAUCUUUGGUGAAGAUGAAGAAUUUCAACGUAAAUUUAUCCAAAAUAGCCCCGAUUCUUCCCCUUCCGAAAAUGAUGAGAAUUUCUGGAAUGAAACAGAAAAAACCUUUUUAGUUAAAUACUGUUUUGAUUGUUUACAUGAAUUUCAAGAUCCAUCCAUUCCAAAUAUGUUUCUUUGGCAAGAAGUAGGUAGGUUACUAGACAAAAAACCAGAUAGUUGUAAAAAAAAAUUUGAAGAACUUAAAAACGCUCAUUUUGAGCAACUUAUGCAAGGUGGCUACAAUUUAGUUGACCGAGUGCCAUUAGCUAUCUUGUUUGAUAAUAUAAUAGCUAAAGAGGUUGAAAAUGAAGUUGAGAAUCCAACAAGGCGUGACUCAGAUAUAUGGAAAACCGAACAAAUAGAUGAAUUAGUACAAUAUUUGUAUGAAAAUAUAGAUAUGCUAAAAGACUCUGUAUGUUAUUAUGUUUGUUGGGCGACAUUAGCUAAAAAAUUACACAGAAGUAUAGACUCGUGUAAGAAACAGUGGAAUGACUUGACAGCUUUGUACAAAACUAUUCUAGAUGAUAAAAAAGAAGAUCCUGAAAUGCAAAUAGAUUGGCGAUACAUUGAUCUCUUUGAUAGAAUAUUUGAUUAUGGAAUGGACACUAAUUUGUUGGAUGGUUAUGAAAAGCUAAAAGGUCUGAGUCAAGUUAAUAAGUCUAGUAAAAUUGGAGUCAAGAAAAUAACUAUAAAAGAUAGCGACGAAAAACUCAUAGACAAUGGAACAGAUGAUGAAGAGUCUUACGACGAGAGGGGAUUUGCGAAGCGUUCAAAAAAACGCAAUGGCGAUACUAAAGCAUUUAAAAUAUUGGAAUACUAUUUAAAGAAUAAAGAUAAGUUUGCUUCGUCACAACAAAAGAAGUUAGCACUGUGGGAAGUACUGGCGAGGCAAAUAGGAAUAUCAGCAACUGAAUGUGCCCACAGGUUCCGAAACUUUAAACAAGUUUACACUGGAUAUGUUCAAAGGGAAAUAAAUAAGCCAGAAAUGCCAAUACUUUGGCCAUAUUAUAGCUUGUGUAAGAAAGUCUUUGGUUACAGAGCAAUCAAAUCUAAACUGAAGAAUGGUAAGAUUGAGUCUGACGAUUCAGAAGAUUGGUCCGCUAAAGAAAUUAAGCAAAUAAUCAAUUAUUUUGCCAAAAAUUACCAAGAUUUAAUGGAUAAUGUAGAGAAAAAAAGCAAAUGGACGAAAAUUGCCGGCGACUUAGGCAGAACAGAGACUAGCUGUUGUGAAAAAUUCUUAGAACUAAGAAAGUCGUAUAGAAAAUUAAAAACUAUGAAAACUCGUAAUCCUGAUGUGAAAGUGUCUUGGAAAUAUUUUAAUAUGAUCGAUGAUAUAUAUAAGAACAGAGAUCAGAAUGAGGAGAUAGAAAUGUUAGAAACUAUGGAGGUUGAUGAGCACAGUGACUACGAUGGUGUUGUUAAGACAGAAAUUCAAGAAGAUGACGAUUUUCAGUGUAUCAUAGUUAUACCCGAAGGCGAGGAUAUAAACAAUGCACAAAUAAUUAUGCAAAGACCAGACGAAAACGUAGAAAUUGUUACAGAAAAACAAUCAAUAAUAACUAAAUGGAACCGACGAAGUAAUGCUAAUUUGGAUGAUAUCUACGAAGAUGUUCCAAUGUCAGAUGAUAAAGUGGAGAAAGCUCUAAAAUACUAUUUGCAAAACUUAGAAGAUUUUGUCAGUCCCAAAUUCGAGCAGAAGUAUCUUUGGAGUGAAUUAGCAAAAUUUAUUUGUGAACCAGUCAAUAAAAUAUAUAGCAAAAUUAAUUACUUGAAGCAAACAUUCAGUUUGGACCUGGACAGUCCUUAUAAGGAUAUAUUAUUAGAAAUUACAAUGAAAGAGAAAACAUUAACAGAUUGUAUGGAAAAAGAUCAUAAUCCUUUACCUGAAGAUGAAAAUGAACAGAAUUGGUCGGAUAUUGAAAUUGAAAGGUUGUUGACUUGGUAUUUAGCUCAUUUGGAUAAAUUUAAAAACCCAAAAUUUGUUAGAAGUUAUCUAUGGAUGGAGGCUUCGGACAUUUUAAAGAAGAGUGCUUUGGUGUGUUCUAAGAAAAUGUUAGAAAUACGAUCGCAAUAUAGGACUAUGGUGAAAGAGAAUCCAGAAGAAUUAAAUAAUUGGAAGUUUUAUAAUCUGUGCCAAAGAAUCUAUGGUACUGGCAAGAAAAGUAGUUUGAAUAAC
This is a messenger RNA of Brenthis ino (lesser marbled fritillary), 3063 nucleotides long. The record is from the annotation of a GenBank genome assembly. NCBI's taxonomy places the organism in Eukaryota, Metazoa, Arthropoda, Insecta, Lepidoptera, Nymphalidae.